Molecule: messenger RNA, 2291 nt
Organism: Moneuplotes crassus
Lineage: Eukaryota; Ciliophora; Spirotrichea; Euplotida; Euplotidae
Source: the annotation of a GenBank genome assembly
AUGAAAAUUUGUGUAUUAAUCGUAAUCGUGUUUCUACAAGCGUUAUCAGCUCAAACAGCUUUUGAAAUGAAACCAGGAUUCACUUUUGAUGCGAGUCUUAAUGAUGCUCAUGAGAGUAUUCAGUUUAAAUUCGAAUUUCCCGAGGAGUUCUAUAUUAGUAUCGGAUUUGGAUAUACGAUGCAAAAUGCUCCGAUGGUCGUUGUUUUUGAUAAAGUAGGCGAUGGAGAGACUACCCCUAUGAUUAUGGAUGUUUAUUCGACAAACCAUCACAAACCUAAAGACAACACAGAAAAUAUUUAUAAGAUGGUUGAUGCUAGUUACUUCAAUGGAGCUUGGACUGUUAUUAUUGAGAGACCGCUUGAUAUCUCCAGGGAUGGCAGGGAUGAAUCAAUAAAUCUCGAUCAGUCUAUAGCAAUGCAAUAUGCUUUUCACAAAGCUGCAUGGAAGAAGCACACCAAGAAUGAUCGAGGAAUCUUCAACAUGACGAUUGACUCUGUUUCAGGAAGAGUCUCCUACAAUAAACUUGUCAUGACCAGAGAUGUGUUUUACCUUGCUCAUGGUAUUAUUCUAUACAUUACAUGGAGCAUUUUGACCUUCUUUAUCGUUGCAUCAGGUAGAUACAUGAAACACUUGUACAAUUUCAGGAUGAUUCUUCACAUAGCUCUAGGACUUCUUAUGACAAUUAGUACCUUGAUUAUAGUGCUUAUUUCAUUGUUUAAGUACCCAUCUUACACUGUGGUUAAAUACAACCAUUCGCCAAUAGGAAUAACUGUAACAGCUCUUUCAGUUGCCCAAACUUUAGGAGGAUUUGCUUCUAAAAUAUCAAAUUCUAAAUCAAGGAAGAACUUAAAAUUUGCAAAGUUUUCCAAAAUUGGUCACAAACUCUUCGGAUUUAUUUUAAUCUUCUUAUCAAACCUUGAAGUUGCCACUGGGAUGUAUUGAUACAGGACUCCUAUAAGGAAGCUGAUAUUCAUCCACUUUACUGUAAUGGUACUCUGUAUUGCCCUUUUUGAGUACAUUUAUUCCCUGCAUUUCGAUUAUUUCGGAAAAGGAGUUCUGAAAAAGAGUGAUCUCGUCAAAUACACUCGUGAAGAGUUUGACUCCUUAGUGCAGCAAGGCAGAAAAGUAGUGCUGUUCAACAACUACAUUAUUGAUGUAGCAUCUUUCAUUGAUGAGCAUCCAGGCACAGCCUUAGCUAUCACCCAGAAUAUUGGGCAGGACGUGGGAAAAUAUAUCUUUGGUGCAACUGGAAUGAAUUGUGACGUGCCAAAGUAUUGUCAUUCCAGCUAUUCGAUCAAGAUUUUAGAAAAACUAGCAAUUGGCAAAAUGUGAACUACAUCUAAAGAAAUCACAGAGUAUUGGGAGAAACCAACACCCAAAGAGAGCGUCUUCGUUGUCGAGGAAAAAUCUACUAUAUUUGAUGAUGUUGUCAGAGUGAAAAUGAGAGUUCUCAAACAAAAAGAAGCUAUCUCUAGAAAGCAUCAAGUGAAUGAUCUGAGGUAUUCUGGUAUGGGUUAUUCCAUCACAUCUCUUAAAGACCAGCUUUGAAGGUACUAUACAAUUUGCGACUGUAUGAGAGACGAAGUAUAUCAGAGAUACUGCAAGAUAUUCACAGCUGUCUCUGAGGGUUCACCAAUUGAAGAUACUGACACCAAUAUCCAAGACCUCUUUGAUGAUAGCCUUGAGUUUGUAGUUAAAAAGUACCCAAAAGCUAAAACUGGCAUGUCAGUGCGUCUAUCUAAUGCAUCUGAUCUUGAUAAAUUUUAUGUUAAUGGUCCCCUAGGAAAGCCAUUUGACUUUUCUCCUGAGAAUAGUGAAGGGAUCAACGUCAUAUUCUGUGCCGGGACUGGUAUUCUGCCAUUUAUGGAUCUAUUUGCUUAUCUUGGACGAAAAAUUAUGAAUGAGGAAGGACACUUCAAAGAUGAAGAGUUCAAUGAAAUUGGAGAAAAAUCUCAGUUUAUAAUCCAUGCAUAUUUCUCGACCAGAGAAUCAUGUAUCGGAAUUGAACUAGUAGAAGCUGUUCAAAAGCUCUACCAGAAACAUCACAAAGGGUACAAAUUCAACUUAAAUCUAACCCUUACACAAUCAGGUGGUGAGAAGCUAACCGACGACUCUCUUCUUGAGCUCUUACAGGACUAUUCUGAUGCGAAUCAGGGUAUAAACAGACUCAUGGUGUGUGGACCUCCUCCAAUGGAGUGCCAAUUUCAGAGACUUUCAUCCAAAAUCAUCAAGCGGACGCACCUUCCUGCCCACAUGUUUCAUAUUUUAUAACCUAAUCAACUCUUUCAAUA